GAGAAGAGAGACAGACAGAGCUGCAGUAGACGUACAGAGAGAGAGAGAGAGAGAGAGAGAGAGAGAGAGAGAGAGAGAGAGAAGCUUUCUGUCUGGUUUGGUGAAAAGAGGAGUGGAGGACAGAAGCAAAACCAAUUGGUCAGCGCGACAACAUCUGUGAUGAAGACAUAGGGUGUCCUGGACGUGGGGAAUCAAAAGGAGGGACAAAGCUGUGACUGGCUGAAGAAGAAGACGACGAGAAGAGGCAUGCGUGAAGGCGAGAGAGGCCUUCAGCUACAAAAGAAACGGAGAACUAGUCAAGAGAAAGAGAGCCAUUUUGGUGGGAAGGGAGUUAGGGUUUAGAAAAGAGGAAUUUCGAGAGAGAGCAAAUGGGGGGGAAAGAAGGCGAUUUUUGAAAAAAAAAAAAAAGAAAAAAAAAAAGGAGAAGGUGGAGCGAGAGAAGCUGAGAAUUGAACGAACAGGAGGAGAGUGAGAGUUGCUGGCUUUUUCAGAAGAGGAAGGCGAACCGGAAGAAAAGUGGGUUUUGGAGGUAAGGGACUCGAUUACAAACGGCUAUAAGACCAUUUGAAUUUUUACUAUGGAUGCCACAUGCACCUUAAUGCGCUUACGUAUGUCUUUGGCUCCGAUGAAUAUUUGCAUGUAAAGAGUUGGCGUGCCAGAACAAGCAUAAAACAUGAAUGCUCCAAUUAUAGAUCCACUGCAAGGAGAUUUUCCGGAAGUGAUAGAGGAGUAUUUGGAGAAUGGGGUCAUGAAGUGCAUUGCCUUCAACCGCCGUGGUACCCUUCUUGCUGCUGGAUGCUCUGAUGGAAGUUGUGUUAUCUGGGACUUUGAGACCAGGGGAAUUGCAAAGGAACUUUGUGAUAAAGAUUGUUCUGCUGCCAUAACAAGUGUCUGCUGGUCCAAGUAUGGCCAUCGGAUUCUUGUAUCUGCUGCUGACAAGUCAUUGACUCUUUGGGAUGUCAGAAGUGGGGAGAAAAUUAAACGUAUAAUUCUCCAGCAAACCCCACUGCAGGCUCGUCUACAUCCUGGUUCCUCAACUCCAACUCUUUGCCUGGCCUGUCCUCUCUCAUCUGCUCCCAUGAUUGUUGACUUAAACAAAGGAAACACAACUUUGCUUCCAGUUGUGUUUUCUGAUCUGACCAAUGGACUUGCUCCGCAAUCACGCAAUAAAUACUCGGAGGGAACAUCCCCAUUCUCUCCAGCUGCAGCAUGUUUUAACAAGUAUGGAGAUCUAGUUUAUGUAGGGAAUUCUAAAGGGGAAAUACUCAUAGUAGAUUACAAAAGCACUGAGAUUCAUGCUAUUGUCCCAAUUUCUGGUGGAGCAGUGGUUAAGAACAUCGUCUUUAGUAGGAGUGGACAGUAUCUUCUUACGAAUUCUAAUGAUCGAACAAUCAGGAUUUAUGAAAAUCUUCUGCCUUUGAAAGAUGGAAUUGGAGCUCUUCAUGACCUAAACAAAAGUCUGAGUGAUCUUGAGGGUGUUGAGAAAAUGAAGGCUAUUGGAUCAAAGUGCUUGUCACUCUUCCGGGAGUUUCAGGAUUCCAUCACCAAGAUGCAUUGGAAAGCUCCUUGUUUCAGUGGUGAUGGAGAGUGGGUCAUUGGAGGUUCUGCUAGCAAAGGAGAGCACAAGAUCUACAUAUGGGAUAGAGCUGGGCAUCUUGUAAAAAUUCUUGAAGGUCCGAAGGAAGCAAUUAUUGAUUUAGCAUGGCAUCCUGUGCACCCUAUUAUUGUUUCUGUCUCUUUGACUGGCUUGGUUUAUAUAUGGGCAAAGGAUUAUACGGAGAAUUGGAGUGCAUUUGCUCCUGAUUUUAAGGAGCUUGAGGAAAAUGAGGAAUAUGUGGAACGAGAAGAUGAAUUUGAUCUUAUGCCUGAAACUGAAAAGGUUAAAGAAUCAGAUGUUAAUGAGGAUGAUGAAGUUGAUAUAGUGACAAUCGAGAAGGAUGCUUUCAGUGAUUCAGAUAUGUCACAGGAAGAACUUUGCUUUUUGCCAGCCAUUCCUAGUCCUGAUGUUCCUGAACAGCAAGAUAAGUGUGGGGGAAGUUCUUCAAAGUUAAUAGAUAGCAAUCAUUCUGCAUCUCCUAUUUCAGAAGAGGCUCUGCAGAAUGGACAAGUAGCAACCCAUGCAUCAAGUCCACUUGAAGAGGACACAGGUGGAACACGCUUGAAAAGAAAACGAAAGCCUUCAGAGAAGGGGUUAGAGUUGCAGGCGGAAAAGGUCAAGAAACCCUUGAAACCUUUGAAAUCUUCUGGUCGAUUGUCAAAAGUAAAAAAUAAACCUCUGGUAGACCAAGAUAGUGAUAACCAUGUAGAUGGAGAUGAUAUUGCUGAUUAGAACUAUUAGAUCAUAAUUUUUAUAUUCCUUGUUCUAACUGGUGAAAAUUUCUUCCUCGUAUGGGGGGAAUCAUUUUUAUUUUUUAAAAAACUUUUGGGAUAA
Carica papaya (papaya) is the source of this 2431-nucleotide messenger RNA. Its product is annotated as Transducin/WD40 repeat-like superfamily protein. The record is from RefSeq and is a predicted model, not a curated record. Lineage: Eukaryota; Viridiplantae; Streptophyta; Magnoliopsida; Brassicales; Caricaceae. Gene Ontology annotation, molecular function: protein binding. Gene Ontology annotation, cellular component: Set1C/COMPASS complex.